GCGACAGAACAGAGAGAGAGACACAGGACAAAGAGAGAGAGACAGGACAAAGAGAGAGACACUAAACCGAAACAUUUAAAGACAGCAAGAAAGAGAUAAAGAGACAGGAAGAGAGAGAGACAGCUGAAUAACAUGAGUUCACAUCAAACUGUCUCUCUGCUCGCCUGAUUCUCAACCAGCUGUCUGUGUGUGUGUGUGUGUGUGUCCACCUGCAGACAUGUCCUCCCGGGCUGACAGUAAGACAGCCUCUCAGUUUGCGUCUCUGACCCUGAAGCUGAAGGACAAACUCCACUCGCAGAAGACGAGACGCUUUGAUCGAAUCAAACACACCCAGUCACAGAGGCUCAAACCACCCGACCUGAACCUGCAGGAGGACAAGUCGGUGUGUGUGUUAGCAGAACAGCAGCGGGCUGUCGUCAGCUCUCUGCAGUACUUCAAAGCUCUGGUGGAUCGGCUCGGUCUGGACCGACCCGGCGUGGACAAACCGGUGCUGAACCAGUCUGUGGUGGGCGGGCUGCUGGGCGGGGCCUCCAGCGGCAUCCUGGAGGCGGUCCAGACUCUGGUCCAGCUGGAGCCUCACCUGCACAGCAGUAAGACCAUCACUUCCUGUCUCACCCGUCUCUACCAGUCUGUGGCUCAGCUGAUUCAAUGGGUCGAUCAGGUGAUGCUGCAAGGCGUCACCCAUGACGACAAAGUGUCCACAGCCAGCGUUACCACGGUGAUCAGGGCAGUGCUGGACGGGGUCAAGGAACUGGUCCGAUUGGCUGCAGAGAGACAAAAUAGCCCUGCCCCCGUGUCUCCUGUCCAAUCACAGCCUACCGUGGGACAGUCAGGAGGACCUGACAACCAGGACAGAACCUGUCGGAGAUCAGGAGCCUCUGCAGAGGAGGAGGUGAAGGAGGUGAAGGAUGUGAAGGUGGAGACAGUUUCAGCUCCUCCUAAACCUCCAAUGCCGUUCACAGAGCCCCUCCCACAGCUGUCCUCUCCAGGUGGGCUGAGUCCUCCAGCUCUGCCGCCUAAAAAACGUAACUCAUCGUCAGGCCCCGCCCCCUGCAGGGUUGCCAUAGUAGCGCCAAUGAAACGAGAGCCUGAUGCUGACGGACAGGUGGAACAGGACGAUGACUGGUCGAAGCGCUUCUCGUCUUCUUCUGCAGAGUCUGAGAGCACACACUGUGAGGACGAUCCAGACUACGACUUCCUCCAUACCGACCUGUCCUCCUCUGAGACUCUUCCUCCUCUUCCUCCUCACUCCUCCUCACUGCCGCCCACCCUGCCGGAGAAGAGGCGCCGCAGCGCGACAGGAGUAACAAACUCUGAGGCCUCCCCUUCAUUUGGAUUUGACUCCACCCUUCAGGGAGAGAGCUCCACCCACUGUGAUGAUGUCACUGGCCUUGACCAAUCACUGUCUCCAUUGUCACCGAGCAAGACACCCCCUCCCCUCCCCGAGAAGAAACGACACAUCCAUCAGUACCUUCAGUUCUGCUCGUCGUACAGCGCUCCCUCGGCAGCCAUGUUCUACUCACGACCUUUGACCUCCAGUCAGCGCCACAGCAGCAGGCAGCGGCAGGUUGAGACCACGUACCAGCUCAAACACACUCACCUGGAAACAUACCUGGACUCAGACCUGGACCCGCCCUCUUCACCUGAGCUGCUUCCUGUUCCAGUUCUACCACCAAAGAAGAGACAACAGGAUCCAGGUGAACCCGACAGUCAGUCUGAAGAGAACCAUCCAACAGACAGGUCUCAGGAUCUCCAGCAGGAGGCAGACCAGGACCAGGACCAUGUGGAGCAGCAAGAGCAGCAGGUGGAGCAUGAGGAGCAAGAGGAGGUGUUACUGACCUACCAGCAGGAGAUCCUCCACAGAAUCACAAUGAAAACUGAGGAGGAGGACGGUCCGGACGUGAAAGCAGCGUCUCCUGAGAUCUUAUUGGUCUACGCCACAGAGAGCGACAGCGAACAGGGUCUGUACCGUGAAGCCUUCCUCUCGACCUACAGGACCUUCAUCAGCCCCAAUGAUGUCAUCAGUAAACUCCAGCACAGGUACAGACACCUGUGUGAAGGGCAUGACCCUGCACACCUCACAGCUGCCAAGAAGACAUUUCACCUGUUGGUCACGGUGGUAGAUGAGCUAUGUGCGAUUGAGCUGGACUCUGAUUUGCUGCUGCUGCUGAUGGACCUGGUGUUCAGCCUUCUGAUUGGUGGAGAGCUCGGACCGGCCCACCAGUUGCGCUCAAACAUCCUGUCCAAGAUGGAGCAAAGGUGGAAGCUGGUUGUCUCUCCUCAGUCACUCCGCCCCCUCGCAGCCAGGGGUGUGGCUGCCAGACCUGGAACUCUGCUAGACUUCAGAAGCCAGGACUUAGCAGAACAACUGACCCUACUGGACUCUGAGCUCUUCUACAAGAUUGAGCUUCCAGAGGUCUUGCUGUGGUCUAAAGAGCAGAAUGAGGAAAAGAGUCCAAACCUGACUCAGUUCACUCAGCACUUCAACAACGUCUCUUUCUGGGUUCGCUCUGUCAUCAUUCUUCAGGAUAAACCUCAGGACAGAGAGAAACUACUGCUCAAGUUCCUGAAGACCAUGAAGCACCUGCGGAAGCUGAACAACUUUAACUCGUACCUGUCCAUCCUGUCAGCGCUGGACUCUGCCCCCCUGCGACGCCUCGACUGGCAGAGAAGCACCUCUGAGGCUCUGGAGGAGUACAGCUCUUUGAUUGACAGCUCAUCGUCUUUCAGAGCUUACAGAGCAGCUCUGGCUGAAGUGGAACCUCCCUGUAUACCCUACCUGGGUUUGAUCCUUCAGGACCUGACCUUCGUCCACCUGGGGAAUCCUGACACGUUGAUGACAUCACAAGGUUCAAAAGUCAACUUCUCUAAACGCUGGCAGCAGUUCAACAUCCUGGACACACUGAGGAGCUACCAGCAAGUUCAUUACUCUCUGCAGCCUAAUGAUGACAUCACUUCCUUCUUUAAUGACUUCAGCGAUCACCUGGCAGAGGAGGCGCUGUGGGAACUCUCUCUCAGGCUCCGCCCACGAAAUGCCCCACGAGCCAUUCAGAGAUGAUGGGCCGAACCAGGCCAAACCAGGCCAGAACUAAGUGAACCUGUGCUAGUUCAAUGCUAACAGGUUGAACUGGGCUACACUGGUGCUAAUGAGUUAGAGGUAGCUCACACACUGGGCUAAACACAGCUAAUAGUGUGCUAACAUGCUCAUCUGGACUGUUCCUAUGUUCCAUUUUGUACAGAGGUUAGCCUUGGGCUAGCGGAGGCUAGCUGAGGUUAGCCAGGUGUGUGUGUAGUCCAGGUGUGUGUGUAGUCCAGGUGUGUAUGUCCCAACACUGUUCCAAUAAACAUCAGUGCUCAGUGCUUUGUU
Molecule: messenger RNA, 3367 nt
Organism: Larimichthys crocea (large yellow croaker)
Lineage: Eukaryota; Metazoa; Chordata; Actinopteri; Sciaenidae
Product: rap guanine nucleotide exchange factor 1-like
Exons: 23
Coding region: 218-3058 (946 amino acids)
Biological process (GO): Ras protein signal transduction
Cellular component (GO): plasma membrane
Molecular function (GO): guanyl-nucleotide exchange factor activity
Source: RefSeq, a predicted model, not a curated record